Molecule: messenger RNA, 2825 nt
Organism: Phragmites australis (common reed)
Lineage: Eukaryota; Viridiplantae; Streptophyta; Magnoliopsida; Poales; Poaceae
Product: formin-like protein 9
Exons: 4
Coding region: 38-2722 (894 amino acids)
Biological process (GO): actin nucleation; actin cytoskeleton organization
Molecular function (GO): actin filament binding
Source: RefSeq, a predicted model, not a curated record
UGCGAGGAGGGCUUCCUCUUCUGCUGGCUGAGUAGAGAUGGGUUCGGCGAUGAAGUGCGUCUUGCUCCUCUUCUCUGUCUCCCUUGUGCUCCUUCUGCUCAACUUUGAGGUCCUGGAGGGGGCUCUCCGUCUAGCAGGCCGCCGCGACAGGGAGGUUGGUGUUGCGGUGGUAACCCUUGAUGUCGGUUCCAGUUCUCUCUCUAGGUUCAGGAUGUUGAUGGGCUUGAGUCAUCAUCGGUCGCGACACCGGAGGCAUCAACAAAGUUCAGAUGCUCCAGCUCCAGCUCCAGCUCCGGCACCAGCACCAGCACCAGCGUUGGCUCAUGAAGUGACAUCAGCAGCUCCUGCUCCUGUUCCCUAUAUGAAGCACAGAAGAAUGCCACUCAAAAGCCACAAUCACAUUGCCCCGGCAAGAAGCGUGGCACGCAAAUUGGGAGGUGGAGGUCAAAGCAGGCUUCCGAAAGCUGUCAUUGUUGCCCUGGCUGUGAUUGGAGCAUGUCUACUUGUGCUUGGAGUCACCAUAGCAGCAGUCUCAGUCAGGAGAUCGAAGAAGUUUCGGAAGGGCUGUUCAAAACCAUUCAAAGUAUUUUGCAAUGGAUCAAGGGCUCAAAGGUCACCUUGUGCUACCAGGAAGGUUAGUUCCCAUCCUAGCCCAGAUCUGCUUUACCUAAGUUCUGUUGUGCAAUGCCAAGAGAACUAUCCAAUCCACAAAGAAUCUUCAGAAUCUAAGAGCUUAUCCAUUCUUACCACUCCCGCAGAAUUAAUCGUAAGUGAUUAUACUGUGAAAAACAACAGCAACUUGCAGUCUGAUGAAGCCGAGUCUUUCCACUCCGUACCUUGUUCCCGUUCAUCAAGUGGCUCAAUUACAGAGUUACCACUGAAACUUUGUGAUAAAAGUUUGACAGACCCAUCUCCCUCUUCUCCACACGUGGAUAACUCACCAUCUGGUUCAUCAUAUCAGUCACUUUCACCAGAUUUUGAAUCUCACUUCUCUCCAAAGAGUCUGACUUUCACCGCUCCCACAACUUUCCGUGAGUGUAACACUUUGCACUGUUUCCCAGAAAAAUCAGAUGCAGAGAGAAUUGAAGUAAACUAUCAAGAGACAGCAAAAACAAUUGCUGCUUCUGAAUCAAUGGCACAUCCUGAAGCUCCAAAAGUAGGCCAACUCAAUUCAAAGUUCAAGAAACCACCAUCUGAACACAAUUCUACUUGCCAUUAUACAGAUACCGCACCCUCCAGAACAAACGCAACAUUCAGUGUGUCAAACGCAGAAGUCAAUUUGGAUUCUAAGAAAUCCUCAAAGAGUUCAGCUGAAGGGCAAAAUUUCCAAUCGUCCUGUGCAACGAAUGUACCAAAAUCUCCAGCGCCACCUCCACCACCAAAAAAACCUCCUCCAAUUUUCAAAGGACAGAACUCUGGCCAGCCUCCACUCCCACCUCCAUUACCACUUCCGCUACAAGUAGGUAAAGACGGGUUACCCCUUCCAAGGUUGAAACCUUUGCACUGGGACAAAGUAAGGGCAGCUCCAAACCGCACUAUGGUGUGGAAUGACAUUCAAUCAAGUUCCUUCGAGUUUGAGUUUGAUGAGCAGAUGAUCAAGUCUUUGUUUGCAUACAACUUUCAAGGCCCAGCAAAAAAUGAGGACGCCAAGAGCAAGACUCUAUCUACCAGCAAACAUGUUAUUGAACAUCACAAACUUCAAAAUACUACCAUAUUGUUGAAGGCUUUAAAUGCUAGCACCGAACAAGUUUGCAGUUCUAUAACGAAAGGUACUGGAUUAUCUGUGCAACAACUGGAAGCACUGGUCAAGAUGAAACCAACCAAGGAAGAGGAGGAAAAAUUACUGGAUUAUGAUGGGGACAUCAACAUGUUGGAUCCAGCGGAGAACUUUGUCAAGGCGCUACUAAUCAUACCAGUGGCUUUUUCAAGAAUUGAGACAAUGCUGUACAAGGAAACUUUUGAUGAUGAAGUUGCUCAUCUUAGAAUGUCCUUUUCAAUGCUUAAUGGAGCCUGCAGUGAGCUCAGGUCCAGCAAACUAUUCUUCAGAUUACUUGAAGCAGUACUCAAGACAGGAAACAGGAUGAAUGUUGGAACAAUAAGAGGGGGCGCAAGUGCUUUUAGACUGGACGCACUGCUGAAACUGGCAGAUAUACGUGGAGCUGAUGGGAAAACAACCCUCCUGCACUUUGUUGUUCAAGAGAUGGCUCGAUCACAAGGAUUAAAAGCUUUGGAUAAGCUCAAUGAAACACCCAAAUCUUGUCAUGCCACACCAACAGAACGCGAAGAGUAUUGGGAAAUGGGUACAGAAUUCGUGUCUGAGUUAUGUAACGAGCUUGGCAACGUCAAGAAGGUAGCAAGCAUAGACUUGGAUACCCUGAAAAGCUCAAUCUCAAAUCUAUCACAUGGGCUGGCUCAACUGAGAAAGCUAGUUGAGGACCUUUCCAGCAGUGACAAGAACCAAAACUUCCUGCAGUGCAUGACAUCAUUCCAAGCUUAUGCAGAGAAUACCAUGCACGAACUCAAAGUUGGAGAAGCUCAGGUCCUACUGCGUGUCAGGGAACUCACAGAGUAUUAUCAUGGAGAGGUUAGCAAGGAUGAGUCCAACUUGCUCCACAUAUUUGUCAUCAUGAGAGAUUUUCUUGGUUUGCUGGAUAGGGUGUGCCGAGAGAUGAGGGCCUCAAAGCACAAUCAACCUCUGAACCUAGUCCUCCCCCUCAGGUGAAUAGUUUUCUGUCCAGACUUCAGAUCAACCAAUUGAAGUUAACGAAAUGAUGUUUGUGUGACUGUGUGUAUAGUUAUCUUAGCUUGAGAUCAGUUGGCACUGA